Messenger RNA from Pungitius pungitius (ninespine stickleback), 1175 nucleotides. It is a transcript of the gene pde6gb, whose product is annotated as phosphodiesterase 6G, cGMP-specific, rod, gamma, paralog b. NCBI's taxonomy places the organism in Eukaryota, Metazoa, Chordata, Actinopteri, Perciformes, Gasterosteidae. Bases 156 to 419 code for a protein of 87 amino acids. Gene Ontology annotation, molecular function: cGMP binding; 3',5'-cyclic-nucleotide phosphodiesterase activity. Gene Ontology annotation, biological process: visual perception; positive regulation of epidermal growth factor receptor signaling pathway; positive regulation of G protein-coupled receptor signaling pathway. The record is from RefSeq and is a predicted model, not a curated record. Gene Ontology annotation, cellular component: photoreceptor outer segment membrane. The transcript is spliced from 4 exons.
CAGCGUCGUACACCAUCCCGUCCGACCGUCCUGCUCCCCAGCAGCUGGUGACGUUCGUCUUUCUGCCUUUAAAAAAAAAACACACACUCACACACACAAGGCGCCAUCGCCACGACGACCGCACCCGCAGAGAGACGAAGCGAACCGGCUGAAGAAUGAACCUGGAGCUGCCCAAAGCUGAGGUCAAGUCGGCCACCCGAGUCAGCGGGGGCCCCGCCACCCCGCGCAAGGGCCCGCCCAAGUUCAAGCAGCGGCAGACCCGGCAGUUCAAGAGCAAGCCUCCGAAGAAGGGGAUCCAGGGAUUCGGGGAUGACAUCCCAGGGAUGGAGGGCUUGGGCACAGACAUCACGGUCAUUUGCCCCUGGGAGGCCUUCAACCACCUGGAGCUCAACGAGCUGGCCAAGUACGGCAUCAUCUGAGGCCCUUUGCUGCUGGAGACGCUUCAACACAGAACUAUUCAACACCAGCUACCACAAUCAAAUAGAACGACAAAAAGAAAACACACAAAAACAUCUUUCUUUCGUGACCGGAUUCUUUGACGUUUCACAACAUCUGCUCGUGUUUAGCAUCUGUCUGUCACGUCCUCUCUAGAUCUGCACUGCUGCUCUAAACUCCUCUUCUACUCUUUUCUGUCUUCUCACGUUCUGACACAACGUGAAACAAACAUGGCCGCCUCACAUCGAGUUCAUGAAACGGACCCGUGGUUCCUGCUUCACGUGCUUCAACACCUCUGAGGCUUUUUCAUUCCCUGGAAGCGUGUUGAGACGGGACACGAGCGCGUCUCAAGCCGCAGAAGAGAAAAAAUGUCCCUCCAGAAUAUCUGUGUGUUUAAAUGUGUGUUUAAGAUCCGUGUUCUAGCUGUUGCAUCUUUCUUCCACCAUUCAGUGUUCCGUUCACCUUUAUCCUCUUCGCUGUACUCGUCAUCAUCACUGAUCCUUCGCUCCUUACCAACCUGCUGUUCAGAUCAGUGUGCGCUACAUUAAACUUUAAUAUUUAACUUCUUUAAAUCAGAACAAACAUGUUGCUGUAUUUUUUGCCCUGCAUGAAUUUGUCUUAACGUAUAACUUAUGUUUACAAUGUUUUCACAGUAAAUGAUGUAUAAAGGAGCUUUGUCCUCUCUACAAGAUGUGGAAAAAAUAAAGUAUAAUAUAUAUUAUAUAUUAUUGUGGUGGCGG